Messenger RNA from Fusarium venenatum, 393 nucleotides. RefSeq lists its product as uncharacterized. The record is from RefSeq and is a predicted model, not a curated record. NCBI's taxonomy places the organism in Eukaryota, Fungi, Ascomycota, Sordariomycetes, Hypocreales, Nectriaceae.
AUGCACUUUCCUACUGUUCUCGCCAGCAUCGCUGCAUUCUCCUCAGCCGUCAUUGCUGCUCCCCCAAAGGAGAAGCCUUACGUUGGUGUUGCAAUUAUGACGGUCAACGCACCCAUUAGUGGCGAAAAGAGCACUCUUCCCCAGAACGUCCCACUUGGCGUCCUCACCCAUCAGGACGGCGUCCAGGUCACCGAACUCGAGAUUGUCAACGCUUUCUCGACUGUCAAGGGUGUCAAGGCCCCAAAGAAUGACCAGAUUGUUUGUCAAAUGUACAAGGACCAGUAUGGCACUCUUCCUGGCAGUGCGGAGUUUACGGCCAAGAAAGACGCAAAAAUAAGCACAAACUCAGUUCCUCUUGGUUGGAUCCUCUGCCGCGUCAAGGCUUCUUCUUAG